AGGUCUGCGUAGCAGAGAAUGUACCGAUAUGAUGUGCUAUUAGUCGACAUACGAUUAAAAGUUUAACUGCCUCCCCACAAUGUCAGAAAUCACGGAUAUAAGUCGAGAACCAUUCGAAAGUCAUUAUGUGAUACAGAAAGAAUUGGGCAGGGGUAAAUUUGCAACGGUUUAUCAAUGCGAGAAGCAUACGACCAAAGAGCUGUACGCAGCUAAAAUCAUCCAGACAAAAAGUCAGAAGAACAUGGAAGAAAGUUUAAACGAGGUUGAGAUUCUCAGAUCUGCGAACCACAUUGGAAUCGUGAAAUGUUACGACGUUUUUCAGAGCAAGAAUUCUCUUACCAUGAUCUUAGAAUUGAUAGGUGGGGGCGAGUUGUUCGAGAAGUUAGCAAACGAAGAUCACGUGUCCGAAGGACAAGCUGCCAGCUACACCAAACAAACUCUGGAGGCUUUGGAACACCUUCACUCCUUGAAGAUUGCUCACCUUGAUCUCAAGCCUGAGAAUUUGAUGCUGAGUGCAGCGGAUUCUGACGUCAUAAAAAUAGUGGACUUUGGUCUCUCAAAGAGAAUCAACAAAAGGGUGGUUUGCAUGCAGGGAACCCCUGAGUUUGUCCCCCCCGAGGUCAUAUCCCUGGACCCAUUAGGACCUUACUCCGACAUGUGGUCAGUAGGAGUGAUAGUUUACAUCAUGGUUAGCGGCUACUCACCUUUCAUGGGAGACGACGACAACCAGACCUACGGGAACAUAUCCAUGUGUGACUACGAGUUUUACGAGGAGGAGUUCGCCAACAUCAGCGAGGAUUGCAAAGACUUCAUCAAGAACCUCCUCGUGAUCCGAACAUCCGAGCGUCUUCCUGCUACCUCAGCACUCAACCACAAUUGGAUUAUUAACAGAAGCCAGAACAAGAACACGAUAGAGCACCAGAAGCUGAAACGCUUCCUCGCUCAACGAAAAUGGAGGGCACUUCAGAAAACAAUACAAUCUGCCCGAAUGUUUAACUCUCUGCUGGGUUCUAAGAAGCACCAAUCUACGAUAAGCCCUCCAAGCGUUGCGAUGGAUCACCGGAAGCUGAUGGUGGCUCCUGGAGAUAGUAUCAGUAUCACGGCCCACUUGGUGUCCGUGAAACCGACCUGCUCCUGGAGCAAGGACGGUACUCUUCUUACUGUUGACAAGCAGAAAAUCUGCGUGAUUGAAUCAGACACUCAGAGUAUCCUGAUCGUGUCUCAGUUCAGUGCUUCAGACGAGGGCCACUACACUGUCGCUUGCUCCAACCCGUCAGGGGCCACAGCCACGGCAACUAUCCAGCUCAUCACCCUCGCUCCCACAGCACCCUGUGUGUCCUUCGAGAAGCGAGAGUUCAUUACUAACGAGGGGGAUACAGUUAAACUGAUGGCUGACAUUGUCUCAGAGCCCAAACCUACCGUCGUCUGGGAAAACAAAAGCAAGAAAGACGUCGCUAAGUCUAAAUCUCGGUUCACGCAAGUUGAAGACAAAUGCUACGCGGAAUUGACUAUCACGAAGGCCAAGUUGAGCGACGCGGGUAACUAUACGAUAAAGGCCAGGAACAAGCUUGGUCGUGGAGCCGCUUCUGUGCAGCUCAAAGUUCUACCGAGAAAGGAUACAGCCGAAAGGUCUAAUUCAAUAGCCUCUGAAGGAAGUCCAACUGAAAUACAGCCUCCCAUUAAACUUUCAGAUUCAGCGAAACCUAAGGCUGAGUCUGAAGGUAAAGCUGAAAAGACUCAGCCAGAGGUUUUGGCAGAUGUCCAAAAAUCUUCUUUGCCUGAUUCUAAAAUCAUCUCUGAACAGAAGAAGGAAGAUCCAAAGGUUACUAAGUCUGAAGAACUUGUUGAACCAAAAGAGGAGCUAGCCAAACCCAAAGAAGAACCAUCUAAACCCAAAGAAGAUAUACCAAAACGUGAAGAAGAACCUUCAAAGCCAAUAGAACUACCUCCUAAGCCUAAAGAAGAACCUCCAAAAACAGCAGAACCCCAGAAAGAACCAGUGAAACCAGUUGAGCCAGCGAAACUUGUUGAACCAGUGGAAUCUGUUAAACCUGUUGAGCCAGUAAAACCAGUCGAACCAGUUGAACCAGUUGAACCAGUGAAACCGGUUGAAACCGUUAAACCUAUUGAACCAGUGAAAUCAGUUGAACCAGUGAAACCUGUUCAACCUGUUGAACCAGUGAAACAUGUUGAACCAGUGAAACCUGUUGAACCAGUGAGACCUGUUGAACCAGUGAAACCCGUUGAACCAGUGAAACCUGUUAAACCCGUUGAACCAGUAAAACCUGUUGAACCAGCGAAAUCAGUUGAACCAGUGAAACCUGUUGAACCCGUUGAACCAGUAAAACCUGUUGAAUCAGUGAAAUCAGUUGAACCAGUGAAACCUGUUGAGCCAGCGAAACCCGUUGAAACCGUUGAACCAGUGAUCUCUGUUGAACCAGUCGAGCCAGCGAAACCAGUUGAACUAGUGAAACCUGCUGCAACAGUGAAACCAGUUGAAACCGUUGAACCAGUAAAAGCCGUUGAACCAGUAAAACCUGUUGUACCAGUUAAACCGUUGGAAGACCCAGUUAAGCCAGUGAUACAGGCAAAUGGAGAGCCAGACAAACCUCAUCAAGAAACAACUGAAACAGAUUCUAAAAUUCAAGCACAGAAACCUAUCGUCGAGGCAGCUAAGUCGGAGGAAAAACCCAAAGGCCAAAAGAAAGAAUCGUAUUCCAAAUUAUUUGGUAAAUCUGUUAAGCCUGCCAUGAUUAAUAUGGGUUUGCCUAAAUCAAAGUCUUCCAAGGAGAAAGUUGAAAAUCCUAUUCCGGAAAAAAAUCACGCGGAUCCAGCACCUGCAGCAAAUUCACCGAAAUUAGAGCAGAAGAAGAAAUCAGAUCUCCUUAAAAAGAAAGUCCUACCUCCCAUGAUAGAUCUAAGCACAGGCAAAAUCAAAUCCAAAGCUCAAGCACCAAAAGUAGCAUCUAGGAAAAACUCGGUGGAUCCGGAAAAAGCACCUACAAACGGGCCGUGUUCUAGUGAAGAUGAGAACGCAAAGAAAGGUAAAAAGCUUAAACUGGAGCAUGCCCAUUCUCUAGACGAUAAAGCCCUUCACGAUGUCCCGGAUCUGUCCCGCACCCACGAGCCUAUCCGAACCCGUUCUUCUAGCAUGGCUGCUGUAACAGCAGCAAAAGGCAUGACAAACAAAAAAAGAGAUUGCAAAGUGAUGUGAGUCGUGUGAAGAGUGAUCAGCGUGACAAACGUGCGGUUCCACCGACUAAAAACAUGAAAAGUAGUGUACUGGGGAAAGUGUGAUGAGUGUCGUGUAUAGAAACAGAAUACGUCUGUUCUGCAACCCAAUCAGUUAUGGUUGUGAGCUCAAGACCACAAUUUUCUUCGUUCAGAUCUUGUGUGUGUGACCAGCGAAUGAUCAGUUUUUGUUUUAAACGUGCCGUGAGCUCGGAGUCUAUGUCACUCUAAUAUCGAGUUAUUGUUAGGAGUAGGAUCGAGUCUCAUGAAGGCAAAGCUUAAUUGAACUCAAUUAAAAUGAUCAGACCAAGAUGUUUGAAAAUAAUACUGCCUGUCUGCCUCAUGCAUUCCUUAGAAUUUCCAGUCUGAAACAGUAAUUGACUCAGUGAGAAGUAUGCUGAAAAAUAAGCUGUAGGAGCAAAGAUGUCACAUUACCUUGGCUCAUUAAAGAGAUCCGGAUACUGUGUGAUAUUGAGUUUAGAUAUUUAUACUUAGAGGGCAAAAUUUAAUAUAAGUUGUUAGAUAUUUUUAUUUUCACUUAACGAAUAAAUUAAUGUUUUAGGAAAGACGUUAGACAAGUAAGCCGGCAGCGACCUUGACUUUGAGUCAAUUAUUGAUAGCUAAAGUUCUAAGCCUUUUUAGAAUUUCAAGGGAUUUCGCUAUUAUUGAUCUGCGCCGUCUUUGAUACGUAUAAAGUAAGUGAAUGUAUGAAAUUACAUGACAGUUAAUUUCAUCUUGUUUGUAUAAAA
Messenger RNA from Bolinopsis microptera, 3980 nucleotides. RefSeq names its product myosin light chain kinase, smooth muscle-like. Gene Ontology annotation, cellular component: nucleus. Gene Ontology annotation, biological process: protein phosphorylation; positive regulation of apoptotic process; intracellular signal transduction. The record is from RefSeq and is a predicted model, not a curated record. The coding region runs from base 80 to 3214 and encodes 1044 amino acids. Gene Ontology annotation, molecular function: protein serine/threonine kinase activity; ATP binding. The transcript has 15 exons. NCBI's taxonomy places the organism in Eukaryota, Metazoa, Ctenophora, Tentaculata, Lobata, Bolinopsidae.